Molecule: messenger RNA, 2384 nt
Organism: Diorhabda carinulata
Lineage: Eukaryota; Metazoa; Arthropoda; Insecta; Coleoptera; Chrysomelidae
Product: dystrophin-related protein 2-like
Exons: 9
Coding region: 329-2164 (611 amino acids)
Biological process (GO): synaptic signaling
Cellular component (GO): plasma membrane
Molecular function (GO): zinc ion binding; protein binding
Source: RefSeq, a predicted model, not a curated record
AGACAAAGUGAGACAACCAAAGCUGACUAACGUGAAAAGGAAGUGGUCGUUGUAGUUCAAAUUUUUAACUUGUUAUCGUUAAAAAACGGUUAUUUUGACCUUUUGUAAAUAAAAAAUAUAAAUACACAGUAUAAUUAUCAUUAUAAUUUGUUUGAAAUAGGUUGUUUGAUUCAUGGUAUCAACGUAUAUAAGAAAUUGAAAUUGCAAUUCCUUCUAAGGUUUAUCGUGUGUGUCGUGUUACCUGUUUUCUACCUGUUAUGACAACGAUUCUUGCACCUGCUUGGUUGUGAUUUAAUCGUUGUUUAAUAACAAUUAGAAUUUAUUCAAUAUGAAUUCUCUCUCAUGGAAGAAGAUAGAAGAUGAAAAUGGUUUUAUUUAUUAUUUUAAUAAAUCAACUGGGGUGAGACAAUGGGACCAUCCGAAAUUUAGUGAAAUUAAGCAACGCCUCGACGAUUGUAACUACGUGAAGUACUCCAUAUAUAGGGUGGCUUUGAAAUUUCGAGUACUGCAGAACGCAUUAUAUAUGGAUGACGUGCCGCUAUCUGUAGUAUCUGGAGUUUUUGAAAAACAUCGAUUGGGUGCUAAUGAAGGUUCACUGUGUCUUGAAAGCUGUGAGCUGGAAGCAGUGCUUUCCGACAUUUAUUUUGCCUCGAACAAGAAAAAUCAUACAAACAUCGACGUUGAUUUCGCUGCUGAACUAAUGCUCAAUUUUUUGUAUAAUGUUUUCGAUAAGGACAGAAAAGGAAAAAUUCAAGUUAUGUCGACUAAACUGACUUUGGCAAUUUUGAGUAAUUGUGAUUUGCAAGAAGUAUAUAGAUACAUUUUUCAGCAAUUUUCUGAUCAUAAUAACUGCAUAACUCGCCAAAGAUUACAUUCUUUUUUAUUAAAAAUAAUCGAAAUUACUAAAUAUCUACACGAAUAUGCAAGCUAUGGUCCAAAGUUGAUAAAUAUAUCAGUGGAAAAUUGUUUUCUAAACUCUCCCGGCUUUGUAGGCAUAAACGAAUCUACGUUUAUAUUAUGGGCAGAAAACCAACCAAAAAUACUCAAUUGGAUCCCGAUUCUUAACAGAAUAAAAAUGGCAGAACCAACCUUACAUUCGAUCAAAUGCACGUCCUGCAAAACCAACCCAGUUCUUGGAUUACUGUAUAAAUGUACAAAAUGUAGGCGCUAUACUCAAUGCCAAAGAUGUUUCUUCACAGGUCGAAUUACCAGCUCCCAUAAACUUUCUCAUUCGAUGCGGGAAUAUUGCACAGUAGUGGGAACAAGUUAUAGCAAGAAUAAAUUAUUCGAUAAACUUCGUAAAAUUAUACCUUGUAGUCGAAAUGGUCAAACGGUCGUUGUAGAUGCAAAACCAAUGAGCAAUGAUCAGGAUUGUAUCGUGACCACAGAUAAAAAAGAAGUUUGCGAUAUUAAACCGAUGUCUUCGCCGCACGCUCAAUUGGCUCUUAUUAUAAAACGAUUGGAAAUGCAAAACAAAGAACUUCAGCAAUUUUUAUUUACGGAAAAUUUGAAAGAAAAAGAAGUUAUGAGGUACUUGGAGGAGCAUAGGAUACACAUUAACGCACAAAUAGAUAAAUUAAAAACGUUAAAGAAUUGUAUAAGCUCUAAUAACGUUUCUCCCAAUCUCACUUUUCGCAAAUCAACCAAGAAAAGGAUUGCGGAGUCAACUCCAGUUAUUAGAAAUACUUACAAAAUAGAUCGAUCUGAAACGAAAUCUAUAGACAUACUGAGUCCUAUAGCUUCAGGUGCUGAUACUGUAGAAAAUGUCGAUGAUAAUUACGAAGGAGUUCAUCAUACUGAAGAUACAAGCGGAGAUUUUAUAGAAGAUAAAAGCUCUGCAUACGGCAUUGAUGACAUUAGUACAUGGAUAGGGGGACCCCCAAACAACGGGCUAAAGAUGAACAUGAUAACCAAAUCUGUUUCUAAAACAUCUCCUGGUGAACUCCAUAAUAAUUUAGAUGAAGCCUUAGCGAAACUUCAACAAAUAUUAGCCAACAAUUUUUGUUUAGAUGAAUCUCUAGGUCAUAUAGACAAUACCAAUUUGAAGUAUGCAAUGUCAGAAGUCGAGGGUAUGCUGACAUCUUUCAUAGAUACCGUAGAAAACAGUAGAGCCAGUUCUAUAAGGUCAAAGAAAAAACAAGAGGAAAUUGGUGUUGCAGUUUAAUAUAUUUUCGGUAUACAUUUCUUCACGUAGUUUCGGAGGGCUAUAAACUUUCCUGGAAUCACCAUGAGGAUCCGUUGCAAUAUUUAUUUCAUAAAGCAGAAAGAAUUAAUAAAUUCUGUGUCAAUCCAGAAGUAUAAAUUCUAUUAUUCUUAUCGAUUGACUGUUUAUAUUUUUCCUAUGACAAGUGGAUAAUAAAAUUCAAUUAAAUUUGAGCAAAAAA